Messenger RNA from Malassezia globosa CBS 7966, 597 nucleotides. RefSeq lists its product as uncharacterized. The record is from RefSeq and is a predicted model, not a curated record. Gene Ontology annotation, biological process: proteasomal protein catabolic process. The transcript has 3 exons. Gene Ontology annotation, cellular component: proteasome core complex; proteasome core complex, beta-subunit complex; nucleus. Bases 1 to 597 code for a protein of 198 amino acids. NCBI's taxonomy places the organism in Eukaryota, Fungi, Basidiomycota, Malasseziomycetes, Malasseziales, Malasseziaceae.
AUGGAGUGUUUGUUCGGAAUCACGGGCAAAGGCUACACCAUCAUCGCAUCAGACGGAAAUGCAGCUCGGUCGAUUAUAAAAAUGAAGUCAGAUGAUGACAAACAGAAAGUUUUGUCGAAACGUCUAGUCAUGGCAUACGCUGGUGAGUCUGGAGAUACCAUUCAAUUUGCGGAAUAUAUCGAACGGAACAUGCGUUUAUACUCCAUUCGGCUAAUGCUCAGUAAUAACAUUGAUCUUCGACCAAAAGCAGCUGCAUCUUGGAUUCGAUCUCAGCUUGCUGAAGCAAUCCGCUCGCGCCAUCCUUAUCAAGUGAACCUGCUUUUGGGCGGCUACGAUGAACCUACGUCCGAGCCUGCUCUUUAUUGGGUAGACUAUCUUGGUACACUCGUCCAAGUGCCAUUCGCGGCUCAUGGCUAUGCUUCAUAUCUGACGCUAUCUACAAUGGAUCGCUAUCACAGGCCUGAUAUGUCGUUGGAUGAAGGUCUAAAACUGCUGAAGCAAUGCAUUGAGGAAAUGCGCAAGAGAUUUGUCAUAGAUGUUAACAACUUUAACGUGCGCGUCAUUACUCGAGAUGGCGUACAUGAAGUAACGUUAUAA